AUGUCUACCACUUAUACAAUCAUCCUCCAGAAUGAUCACCAGGUGCCUAACUCCUAUGCCAUCUUCAACGCUCCUCCCAAAGUCUCCUCCAGCGGUGUGGAUCCCCAAGUAUACACCAAUGCCUGGAUGACCCAGUACGUAGGUGUCAACGGUAACAUGACCGUCCGCACCAGUGUUGACUUCUAUGCUUGGACGGGAACUACCCCCUCCAGCCCAGCUCCUGGUGUAGUAGUACAGACUGGAACUUCCCAGCUUGUUCAACUUGGCACCACGGACUCUCCUGGCUCUACCAUCCCUAUGAGUGUUGUUAAAGGCACUCCUACUUUUGGUACUCCUACCAUGACCUCUAAGCCGGGUGCGUAUGAGAUCGAUACAGACUCCAGUUUUGCCACCCCCAACCGUACCUAUAUGAUUGGACUUGGCAAAGUUGAUAGUUUUGGAAUCGUGUCUCCUGUCGCGACUAUGCUUGCCGACAACAACACCGCCACCACCGUCACUCCCAUCAUGAAGUUUUAUGUCGGCGCUUUCAGCUUCCAGCCGGGUACAAUUGUGAACUUUUCGACGGUCACCCUGAACAGCGGCACUGUUGAUUUCAGUAGCGGUCCCGGUCUCGGGAUGUCUACUGCCGUUGUCCGUCAUGACCAAUUUGGAAAGUUCACCACCAGCUACUAUCCUAAUGCAGCCGCGGCAGCACUUAUGAGGAGCCUUCGCGACAACCAGCUCACCUCCUUCAUCACGGGAGGCGACAAGAAGAGCAAUGAAAAGCAGCAGGAGCUUGAGUCUCUCAUUAUGCUCAGCGACUCUCAGUCUGACGCAUCGGUCACUGCUGGCGAAUGGGCCUGGCUCGGAAAAGUCGGAUGGCCAUCAAACACUUCCGUUGCCGUAGUCACAGCCGGGGCCGUCUUCAUAGCCGGGUACUUGGCUGCAAAAGGCUACAGGAUCCACAGAGUUCAAGUCAGAUUGGCUGACGGUACGAUCGUGGAACAAUUUUACUUCGGACCAGGUGCCGGGGCGCUUGCCGAGUUCGAAGCCAAUACCGUCCAAUCAGACUGGAAAGAGGCCGUCACCGCCGAUCGUCAAAGUGAUGGUCACUUUGAUAUGGGCUUACAGAAGCUCAGCCAGACCUCUAACACCGGGGGCGGAUCAAUUGAUACUCGGUCGCUUGAGAAGCUGUUUAAUGCCCUGAACAAGAAGCUAGGUAACGCUCAAGGCAAUGGGCCUGACAACAGUAAUGGACUUUCCAACUCGAACGGCAAUGGCUACACCAACGACUUUGGCAACCAGGUUCAGCACAGCAUUGCCGCCGGGGGCAACUGA
Molecule: messenger RNA, 1317 nt
Organism: Fusarium subglutinans
Lineage: Eukaryota; Fungi; Ascomycota; Sordariomycetes; Hypocreales; Nectriaceae
Exons: 5
Coding region: 1-1317 (438 amino acids)
Source: RefSeq, a predicted model, not a curated record